AUGUCAUUUAGAAAGAGAGGUGAAGUAUUAAACAAUGGCCGUGGUGGACCAGGAGCUGUCCCAGGCAGAACAGUUCCUGGUAGGACACCUGCAGGUAUGGCAAAUUCAAAUAGAACGCUACCUAACAGAGGCCCUAUGUCCACUCCACAACAAUCAAGAACACUUACCGGUAGGAUGCAAAAUAUGAGAGUGUCUGAUGGAACUACAUCGGGAGCUCCUAUUACUCAAAAUGAAACGGCAACUGUCAAUGAUGAACAGAAUGGCCUAUUAUUGAAUCAUCCUGGUAUAAGACCAUCUCCUUUAAGUGGGACCUUUGUCACAUCUACCGGUUGUGAAGAUUUGGAUAAAGUCCUGACGCAUAUGGGUUUACCAUUAGGGCAUUCGAUGCUUGUUGAAGAAGAAGGAACCACUGAAUUUAAUUCUAUAUUGGCUAAAAUAUUCGCUGCACAAGGUAUUGUCUACAAUAGAGUGACAGGUGCUACAAAGAUCACUGGUGGUGGUGAUAAUGGAAAUACUCAUUUGAUUGUAUUAUCAUUCUAUCAAAUGUUUGCAAAAGAAUUACCUGGUGUUUAUAAAGGUUCAAAGAAAGAUAUUAAGAAAUCCAAGAUAUCUGAAGAACAAUCGAAAUUAUCUGUUCAGAAUUUAACUGAAAAACAAAGCACUCCAUCUAGAUAUAAGGAUUUUAAGAUUGCUUGGAAAUAUAAGUUAGCUGAUGAAGAAAAAGAGAAAUUAAAUGCGAAGAAAAGUACCAACACACAAGAAUUGAAUGACGACUACAAAGAUUAUAAUCAUCAAUUUGAUAUAACCUCUCGAAUUAUGCCAGCUCCAAGUAAUUCUGAAAUAUCGUUUAUUUCUCCGAACCUCCCUAUUAGUACAAUCUUGACACAAGUUGAACAAAUAAUUAAAAGACAAAAAAAUAAAUUGAUAAGAAUAAUCAUCCCAUCUUUCUUACAUCCAGCGAUGUAUCAACCAGAUUUCUUCUCGUUAUCAAAAUCGAUCUCUUUGAUUCAUGGGCUAAGAAGUAUCGUUAAAGUUCACGAGGAUAGAUGUGUCUUAUUCGCAACAGUUUCAACAGAUAUAUUGAGUAAAUUAUUACGUAUCCAAUUGGAAAAUCUUUUUGAUGCGGUUAUAGAUUUAGAACCAUUCCCACAAGAUAUGCUUCAAUUCUUAGAACGUAUAUACAAAUCCCAACCUAAUAAGGUGCAACACGGUUUAUUACAUGUGCUUAAGUUACCAAUAUUUAGUGAACGUGGUGAGAUGCAAGUAAAGAAAUCAGAAUGGGCUUUCAGAAAUGGUAGGAAGAGAUUUGAGGUAGACGAAUGGUCUAUCCCAGUUGAUGAUGUUGAAAGUAGCAGUAAUGCAAAGCAACCAGGGUCUGAUGAUCAUAGUCAUGGGAACGAAAAUGAAACCUCUCAUAACCACUCAAACUCAAGUGCAACUGCACCAAAAAAUACAAAAAUUUCCCUAGAAUAUUAA
This is a messenger RNA of Maudiozyma saulgeensis, 1476 nucleotides long. The record is from the annotation of a GenBank genome assembly. Lineage: Eukaryota; Fungi; Ascomycota; Saccharomycetes; Saccharomycetales; Saccharomycetaceae.